Messenger RNA from Ceratotherium simum simum (southern white rhinoceros), 3197 nucleotides. Lineage: Eukaryota; Metazoa; Chordata; Mammalia; Perissodactyla; Rhinocerotidae. The record is from RefSeq and is a predicted model, not a curated record.
GGGGGCCGGGAGCCGGAAGUUAUGGAGGUAUUAAUAGAGGAUCCUAUUAGCACAUGUCUUUCUCCCUCAGUGUAUGAUAUGAUGUGUAAACUCGGGUUUGAAGUCAGAGAACACUGUGAUAUCAAUAGUAUUGUAACUCAGAAUGGUGAAGUGUGCUGGCAGACAAUUACAGACUGUGUGGUUUAUAGAGAGUCAGCCCAGGAUCUGGAUUAUUGGGGAAGCGUAAGGCUGCUGGGCCCUGUGUGUGAGGCCGUCCACUCACAUUUGUUAUCUUUGACCAAGGGGCAGUUUGAAAUUCGAUAUGCACCAUGGCUCCAGUGGACAAGUUUUCCAGAGUUAUUUCCUGAAAUAUUUGAUGCUUUGGAAAGUCUUCAAUCUCCCGCUAUUUCUCUCGGCUUAAUGAAGCUGACAUCGUGUCUGGAACGAACCUUGGGAGAUGUAUUUUUACUGAUUGGGAAGGAAUGUCCCUUUCUUUUAAGAGAUUUGCUUGCGUCUGAGGAACUUGCUCAAGUCUUUGGGCAGUCUGUGAUGAACAUACUGAAAGUCUUCGUUGGCUCUCCGUGUGGGCUCAACCUGCGGAACGUCUUAUGGCACGGGUUUGCGUCACCUCAAGAAGUUCCUCCGAAAUACUGUUCAAUGAUGAUAUUGUUGACGGCAGGAUUGGGUCAACUACUGAAGACUUACCUUCAACAAACUAAGCUUACAUUGGCACAUCGACCUUUCAUAACUUUUACAAACUUAGAGGAUUUGAUUGUUUUCCCUGAUGUUCCUCGUGAGGUACUUUCAGUAUUAGAAGAAGUGAUGAAGAAAUCCACUUUUGUAUUAAAAAUCAUGUUGCCAUAUUGGGAAGUUGCAUUAAUCAAGUUCAAGUCACAGAGGUUUGCUGACUGUGCCAUAUUGUUACUGACACAACUAGAAAAUGGACUUAGGAAAGUUUUUGCCACAGUUAACAAAUGUCCAAAAAGACUUCUGACUGCCGAGUCGACAGCUCUUUAUACCACCCUUGAUGAAAUAUUGGCAAAACACUUGAAUGACGGCAAAAUCAAUCAACUUCCUCUUUUCCUGGGAGAACCUGCGAUGGAAUUUCUCUGGGAUUUCCUGAACCAUCAGGAGGGUCCUCGUAUAAGAGAUCAUUUAAGCCACGGGGAAAUCAACUUAGCUGGAUUUCCGAAAGAAAUAACAGAUCAACUGCUUGCAUUUUCUGUUGUACUUCUACUGAGAUUUGUUGAUGAAGAUCUAUUGUCAGUGUUUAAGGAGAAAGUAGCAAUAAAAUCACUGAUGAGUCUUGCAGAAGGCUACAGUGCUCGCUUUCAUCCAGUGUCUUGGCUUAAAAAACAGGUGCUGAGCUGUGAGAAGAGCAUCAGGGUUUGGCCCUGGCUGCCUUUGCCCGAAGAAGCCAAAAGGGAAGCAGCCAGAUCAGAAGGUAAUUCUGAAACAAAUGCCUGCAACUCUUUACUUACAAAAAUCACCUGUGAGCUGUAUCACCACAUGCCUGAGGAUCACUGUGUUGUUAGUGACUUGGAUGAUCUCCCUGCUGAGAAGUAAGUUUCAGGACUUCCUGAGAAUUGGUGGCCCCAGGUGCUCCGUGAACUCUGCAGCAUCCCCAUCCCAACCCUAUUCUGUCCUCGAACUGUGUUAGAGGUGCUCGCUGUGCUCCGGAACAUCAGCAUGUGCUGCACCCACGUGUCUGGCCAGGUGGUGGCCACCUUGGAGCUGAGACGCCAGCAGUGGGUGGAGAAGAGGCUUCGCUCCCGGCAGAGGAGGAACUUUCUGCGCAUGUUAAGCAGUAUUAAGCUUCUGUCUCCUAUGCUUUACCUGAUUUUAUUGCUGAUUGCACUGGAAUUUGUCAAUAUUCAUGAGGUUCAAGGAAAAAAUACUUAUGAAUAUCAGCAGUAUCUAAAGUUCUUAAAGUCGGUCUUGCAGUACACUGAGAACCUGGUGGCUUACACCAGCCCAGAGAGGAACAAGUGGGAUGAAGCUGUCAGUCUUACACACUCGGCUCUGCUGAAAAUUUGGACUUUCAGUGAGAAGAAACAAAUGUUAAUACAUUUAGCCAAGAAAUCCACAAGCAAAGUAGUCUUAUGAAAACGCCUGUAAGUUAGGAUGCUUUUUGUUACAUCAGAAGAUCCAACUUGGAUAGACUUGAACAGCAAGUAAAUUGAAAAUCCAAAAGUGGGGUGGAUUCCAGGGCCUGUUUAAUCAAGAUUCAAGAUCUGUUUCUCUGCAGAUUUCUGAUUUGCUCUUCCUGAGUUGUUGGUGUGAAGCUCAGGCCUGAUUCCCUUGUGGUAACCAAAUGACUACAGCAGUUUUGGUUUCCUCUCCUCGUAACAUACUGUCCAGAGGAGAGAGAGCUUCUUUUCACUCACCUGUUACCCAGAAAUGGGUAGCUUCACUCUUACUAGCCAUAUGCAUACUCCUGAAAUGAUCGCUGUGGCCAGGACCCUGCCCUGCACUCACUGGUCAGGCUGCUGGACGUCCACUCCUGGACCAGCUAUUGGGGCGCAGAGGGAGGGCUUGGCCGGUCAUGCCUCAUCCCUGGAGCUGAGAAUAAGGUUGACAAUCCACAUCUCGUGGGAGAGAACUGGGGAUGAGCAGCUCCUGGAAGGUGUGGUGGGGUAGAUCAUGGAGGCCGGGCAGCAAGUCUCCCCGUCAGCGUGGGCUGGGAAAGCAGAAGCCCUCGCAUGUAUCCAGGUAUGGCGGGUUUAGUACAGGAGCUGGAAGAGCUGGAGCAGUGAAGGGCAGGGAUGCAGCCACAGCAGUUCAACUUGAAGAACCAAAGCGAUUCUCAGGAGUUCCCUGGGCACCCACUGCAGUUCUCCAGAAUGUCUGGGAACCUCCCACUGUCUUAGUUGGCAGCAGCAAAGCCAGUGGUUCUCAGGAAACCCUUACAAGGGUUUGUCUUGAAUCCCAGGUCUGCAUAUGCAUUGGGCUGUGCCCACCCUCAGUGAAUCAUGGCCUGUCUUGAUCCUCCACCUUCCAGACCUCACUGGCAGAAUAGCCUACAGCCCUGCAAGGAAGGACAUCCUGCCUCAUGUGUGUCUGGCUUCUCUGCUGUCAGAGAUCAGUGUAGAGGAGACCUUAAGAAGGGUUGUUGCUGUGUGGCAACAGACAUUCCAGCACACACCAUGUAUCCCUUUGCCAACUUAACACCUGCCCCCCCCCGAAACUAAACUACUGAGUAAAGACGGUAGAAACAU